ACCCAUGACUCAUUCCAUAUACUUGCAUUAGGCCGGUGGAACCCUUGAAUUUGACAAAAUCGUUCUUGUGUGUCCGCUAUUUUUCCUACUGGGCCUGUCGAUCACACAAUAGGUGUGUCUACUAUUCAAUGUAAAUAGCUUUAUACUAACACUCUCCUGUACAUUGUAGAAUCCUACUACACAAUUUUGUACAUGUAUCAACUAUUACAGUCAUAAUCUGUUGGCUACGCUCAAUAUUCCAUCAUAUUUACGAGGUACUUUUCAAGGUGUGUUUCAUAAAAACACUAUUUAUUUUAUACCGACAAGCUGUAAUAUCUACGUUUUAUCUCUUCUAAGGGACUUUGGUAUUGUCAAAUGGCAUAGUUUCUUACUAACUAUACGGAGAGCUCCCUCAUUCACUUGGAGAGAGAAAUUAAUCCUUCCAACAAUACAUUCAAUCCAGGUCCCUAUACGCUGAAUGUGUGGUAGGAACCUUUAUUUUACAGAUCAGCACGGUGCUAUUUUAAGUGGUUCGUACAAUUGUUACAAUGGAGGACAGUGCUCAAAUCACUCGCAUUCUUUGCUACCACUGCAAACGUGCAGUGUCUGACAAAUCCUGCUUUGCUGGUGAAGUUAUCCACGUUGACGAAAUGAAGGCUAAACAUUCGGCCAAGGAAUAUUGGCAGGUAGUCAGUGACCAGGUGGUCAAGGAAAAGAAUAGAGCUCAAGCAUUGGCAACAUUGUUUUCCUCAAAAGUGGUGGAGAUUUUCAAGUUUUUAGGCAAGACUUUGGUCGACAUUCCUAUUAACAUGGAGAACAGUAAGGAAAUGCAAUUUGAUUUGUUUUCCAUGCCUCCUUCUAUUCGGAUGUGUCAGGAGUGUUUGUGCUUUUUUUCGAUCGAGCGUUCUUGCCACUGUGAAUCUUGUAUGGGUCCUGAUCAUAUCAGUCACUAUGUGGUCUUGAUGCACGGUGUAGUUGCUGACCCCCUUUGUAUGGCUUUUAUCGCACAAUCGCUUCUUGAAGUUUAUCCACAUCUGUUCAUCUACUUCCCUCACAAAAUUGCUGGUAAGAGUUUGGUUGGAUUGGAACUUGUAGUUAAGACAAUAGGUACGGAGCUCUUGGAACUUUUCUCAAAGAUUCCGCGUAAGAUCAAACUGAGCAUUAUUGGCCAUUCUUUUGGUGGUGUUAUUUUGCGUCAUUGGUACUUUUUUUACUCACGUAAAACACCCGGCAUUCACCAUUACCCGAAGUACUCAAGUGCCAGCGGUAGUACUGGUGAGGAUUCUACAAUCAAGCAAGAUGGUGCAGAGGAUGAAAACCCUCGUGAGGUACCCGAGAUCAUUUGGUGCAAUUACAUGAGUGUGGCUUCACCUCAUGCUGGUAUCUACGAGAAUAAUGCGGCGUUCCGCAAAAUUGUAGGUCUUGUUGGAUCCAAGACUGUGGACGAGCUGGAUAAUGAUUCUGUCGAUUUGUUAUUCCUCGCUAGUCGUGAGUCCAUGGAUGGAAUGAAAAAGUUCAAGAAUGUGGUUGUCUAUGGUAACCUCUCUGGAGACUUUUUGGUUGCACCGCGUACAUCGCUGCUGAUGCCACGUCAUCGCGUGGCCGGCAAGAUGGUCAAGAGCUUUAUUAAGUAUGCUGAGAAGGAUACAGGUGAACCUCAUUCAAUUUGGGAUAUGCUUUCUAAAUGUGAUUUUACGCAGGUCGGUAGUGAUGAUGAGUCAGACAGUGAUGUUGAAAGCUCUGGUUCGUUUGAUAAGGAUUGUAUCAUGGCCAAACUGAUGGAGAGCUUUUACGCCACAGUGGCGUCCUUGAUUAAGAAGACGCAGCACCUGGCCAUGUUUACCGGUAAACCGUACGAACCCGUUAAUGGUGAAAGCAAUGAGGACUUGUGCAAGAGGUACUUCACAUUUGACGACCUCGAGUUCUUCAAGAUGCUGUUCUCACAAAUUGAGGACAAGUCUUCGAAGAAGCUGCUAUCUCGUUUGGCUGCUAGCCCCAAGCUGCUUUACAAUGAAGUCCUUCUAACUGCGCUAUGGGAUAUGGCCCCGAACAAGUAUGCAGUGUAUCUGCCAACACUCAGCCUACCGCACAGGAGCAUUCUCACCCCUCUUGAGGGUAGUCUCUGGCACAAGUACACCAACAAGGUGCUACCGCAAAUUGCCAGCAUCUUUAUCACAUAAACACUUUUACACUCAACAAAUGUUGUA
Molecule: messenger RNA, 2186 nt
Organism: Babesia bovis T2Bo
Lineage: Eukaryota; Apicomplexa; Aconoidasida; Piroplasmida; Babesiidae
Exons: 1
Coding region: 528-2159 (543 amino acids)
Source: RefSeq, a predicted model, not a curated record